Molecule: messenger RNA, 939 nt
Organism: Aricia agestis (brown argus)
Lineage: Eukaryota; Metazoa; Arthropoda; Insecta; Lepidoptera; Lycaenidae
Product: pyridoxal phosphate phosphatase PHOSPHO2-like
Exons: 5
Coding region: 171-905 (244 amino acids)
Molecular function (GO): phosphatase activity
Source: RefSeq, a predicted model, not a curated record
AAUUUGGAUAAAAAUAGUUUACUUUGAAAAAUAUACGAUGAGGAUACCAUGUGCGAUAUCAAAUUAUUCAUCAUCAAAACCUCGCGUCGAGUGCCGGCCAGUGGGAAAGGAAGUUCCGCAUUACAUCACAAGAGUUAAACCGAACCACACGUUUUAAGUACGGUUCAGCAAUGGCAUCAUUGGCUGUGUUUGAUUUUGACCGCACCGUGGUGCAUGAAGAUUCUGACGCGACGAUAAUAGAGAGGCUGCGUCGGAAACAGCCAGAGUGGGAGUCCGAUAAUCAAGACUGGACGCCUUACAUGAGUGACGUAGAAACAGUAUCUAGUUCAGCAGUGAGUGUGUUCGAGCAUGCCUACUCUGCUGGAUUCCAUCCAUCGGACAUUCUGGAUAGCAUUGCGUCGAUGCGACCUAAUCCAGGAAUGGUGGAACUAAUUACAACUUUAGCCAAAAAAGGUUGGAAGGUGAUUCUCCUCACAGACGCUAACAGUGUGUUUGUAAAUCACUGGCUCAAAACUCAUGAUCUUGAGAACGCCAUAACAACUGUAAUUACCAACAGAGCUUUUUGGCAAAACGGCAGGUUGUACAUAGAGCCGUGCAUGCGGCAAAAUGUUUGUCCCAAGUGUCCAUCGAACCUUUGUAAGUCUUUGGCGCUCGAGAAGUGGUGCGGCCAGAAGAAAUACGACAACAUCAUAUACUGUGGGGAUGGAAGAAAUGAUUUCUGCCCUGCGGUCAAUUUGCCGGAAAAUGCAGUCAUUUUCCCAAGAAAAGGUUACACCAUGGACAACCUGAUCAAAAAGGAUGCAGCUAGUCCAAAUCCACAGAUGAAAGCAAAGGUCGUCCCAUGGGUUGACGGAUUCAGAAUAUUACAAGAAGUUUUUCCAGAGAAUUCGAAAUUGAUAUGUUGAAUUCUGUACUACUUAGCCACAAAUUGUAUUAGAU